CGCGAUUAGAGAGGAUAAAUGUCAAACGGUGCGUGCACCCAUGACCACCGGGUUUCAAAGGAUUAAUUAUGGGCGACGGAGACGGCGGAAAAUCGCGAUUGUGUUUGCCGUCUGCAAAAAUCACAACACUGCCGCCAGUGUCACCGUCGUCGUCGUUGUCGUCGUCAUCGUCGUCAUAACUAGCAUGCAUGAACGGACCAAGAACGAUAUAUCGGGAUGUGCAGAGAGGACGAGAUUGAGGUAUUCUGAAUCACCAGGGAUUCGUCCGAUAAAUACAAUCGGCGUGGGCGUAGUGUCGAAUGAAGACACGGUGAUAGGAAACCUUAGUCGAACUUGGAGGUCCGCUCGUCACGAAAGGAGCGCGGAUGGAGACGCGACGCGAGGCAAAGAUCCUUCCGGAACGAAACGACAACGUCAGUGACGAGGGAUUAGAUUAUAUGUCCAACGGUAUCCGGUUCUCCUUCUUGAGGGUGGAGGCUGCUCGCGGCUGCCGCGGCAACGCCUCUUCUGUCACGUCAACGUUAGGUACGAGAAGUAAAUAGGUAGAUAUGCGAAGAGAGAAAGAGAAAGAGAGAGAGAGAGAGAGAGAAAGAAAGAGAUAGCGAGAGAGAACGGGUCACGGUUAGAGGUACACGUCGCUCCCUCGUCGCGAAGCGGUCACGGGGAGACGCGGAAAGCGGAAGCGAGAGCGGACAGAGAGGUGCGACUCCGCCUAGUCGCGCGCGCGAGAGAGGCACCUCACCCUGGGUAAACACACUGCGGGAUGCACCCCACUACCACUACCACUACCAACGGCACCACUACCCACCACUACUACCAGAACGGCACCGGUGUGUA
Molecule: messenger RNA, 837 nt
Organism: Cyphomyrmex costatus
Lineage: Eukaryota; Metazoa; Arthropoda; Insecta; Hymenoptera; Formicidae
Exons: 3
Coding region: 41-421 (126 amino acids)
Source: RefSeq, a predicted model, not a curated record